Molecule: messenger RNA, 4721 nt
Organism: Gavia stellata (red-throated loon)
Lineage: Eukaryota; Metazoa; Chordata; Aves; Gaviiformes; Gaviidae
Gene: UBN2
Product: ubinuclein 2
Exons: 17
Cellular component (GO): nucleus
Source: RefSeq, a predicted model, not a curated record
AUGGCGGAGCCGCGCCGGGUGCCGUUCAUUAGCCUGUCACCCGUGAGGCGCCGCGAGGGCGAGAGCCCGGCGCUGGAGCGGGAGCCGGGGGGCCGCGAGCCGGAGCCGCCGCCGGCGGGCCGCGAGGCGCCGCUGUUGGCGCCGCCGGAGCCGCCGCACGAGCUCUCUCGGCCGGAGCCGCCGCCACCGUCCCGCGAGAGCGCCGCCCGCCUGGAGCCGCCCCGCGAGACCGGCCGGCCCGAGCAGCAGCCGCAGCGGGACCCCCCCCGGCCCGAGCCGCCGCCGCUGCCGCCGCCGCAGCUACCGCCGCCGCCGCGCCAGAGCAGCCGGCAGGAGCCGUCGCCGCCGCAGGAGGCGCUCCCGCUUCGCCAGACGGUCCGCCUGGAGGUGGUGCUGAAGGACCCCACGGAGGAGGGCUGCGUGGAGUUCAGCUACCCGGAGCUGCUGCUGUGCGGGGACUCAGGGAAGAAAUCGGUUCACUUGGAAGAUCCAUUUAAUGAUGAACAACGGGAGCGGCAUGAAGUAGAAAUGCUAGCCAAGAAGUUCGAGGCAAAAUAUGGUGGAAAGCCCCACAAACAUCGGAAGGAUCGCCUGCAGGAUCUAAUUGAUAUAGGUUAUGGUUAUGACGAAACAGACCCUUUCAUUGAUAAUUCUGAAGCGUAUGACGAAUUGGUUCCUGCAUCCCUGACAACCAAAUAUGGAGGGUUUUACAUCAACACUGGUACACUGCAGUUCCGCCAGGCAUCUGACUCAGAGGAUGAAGACUUUGCAGAAGACAAAAAGCAUAGGCCACCUAAAGUGACAAAGUUAAAAGAAAGUGAAGAUCGUGGAAUGAAGAAGCGCAAGCGUAAAGAUGAAGGGACAGAAAAGGAGAAGAAGCCUCGGAAGAUGAAAGUUCCUAAGCAGUUGGGAGUAAUGGCCUUAAAUUCACACAAGUCUGAAAAGAAGAAAAAGAAAUUAUAUAAAGACUCACUCUCUCUGGCUGCCAUGAUCCGUAAAUUUCAAAAGGAGAAGGAAGCCAUGAGGAAGAAGGAAUCUAGUCCAAAACCUCCAGUGACUGUUGCAACCUCUACCCCUAGUAAAAUUCCUUCCUCCUCUCUCAGUGCAGGAAACGAUAUCUCUGACUUGAAUCUUAGGAUCAAUGAUCCUGUCCUCUCCAUUUUUGGUAGCACAAAUGAACGUGAGCUCCUGCAAGAAGCUGAAAGUGCCCUGGAGAUGCUGGGAGACAUUGACUUUGACAAGUUGCUUGAUGGCACUUCUGAUGGCAGCCCAGUAUCUGAGCUGUCAGGAGAAAAUGGAAAUGUCACUCAUUCAACCUACACCUCUCAGGUCAUGACACCCAAGCAGGUGCCUGCCCUCCCAGAGGGUCUGCCUAUGCUACUUGAAAAGCGCAUUGGAGACCUUCGAACAGCCGCCAAGAUGUUUGAUGAAGAAGGCAGGAAGAAGUUUUUCACGCAAGACAUGAAUAAUAUUCUUCUGGAUAUUGAGCUACAGUUACAGGAGAUAAAUCCUGCCAUCCGCAAUGGAGUGUACUCUCACCUUGAGGCUUUUGUGCCAUGCAAUAAGGACACACUGAUAAAGCGUCUGAAGAAGUUACACCUCAAUGUCCAGGAUGACCGCUUGAGAGAACCACUGCAGAAGCUGAAACUGGCUGUCAGUAAUGUCAUGCCUGAACAGUUAUGCAAGUAUCAAGAGGACUGUCAGGCCCGCAAUCAAGCCAAGAAUGCCAAGUUGCAAGCGGAAGAUGAAAGAGAGAAAAAUGGAUCGGAGGAAGAUGAUGAUGAGAAACCUGGAAAGAGGGUUGUGGGACCCAGAAAGAAGUUUCAUUGGGAUGAUACAGUGAGGUCUCUGUUGUGUAAUCUUGUCAAGAUCAAGCUGGGAUGCUAUGAGCUAGAGCCAAAUAGAAGCCAGUCUGCUGAAGAUUACCUCAAAACCUUUAUGGAAACAGAAGUGAAACCACUUUGGCCUAAAGGCUGGAUGCAGGCAAGGAUGCUUUUUAAAGAAAGCCGAAGUGUUCACAAUCACCUCACUUCUGCUCCGGCAAAGAAGAAGGUGAUUCUGGCCCCUAAACCCAAAGUGAAGAAAGGCUAUUAAACCUGUCUUUUAUCUCUUCAUUCUCAGGACUCCAGUCCAAAGAAAGAACAGAAAACCUGUAUGUCUUCAGUCAAUUCAAGUUGUGCUACUGUACUGAGUUCCAGCACACCUGUCUGUACCCCAGCCAGCUCUAGCUGCACACCAGCUCCAGAGACGAUCUGCUUGGAUGACUCACUGGAUGAAGACCUAUCUUUCCACCCACCCUCACUGGACUCUAUUUCUGAUGCUCUGGCAGUUAUCAAUAAUGGUGCCAAGGGAUCACCUCUUGGAUCCACCAUAGACACACCAACAUCCAGACCUCGCCCUGGACUGAGGGAAGAGAAACUAGCAAGCAUUAUGAGUAAGUUGCCCCUGGCAACUUCAAAGAAAGUAGAGCCCACUCAAACACCCCAUUCAUCAAGUCUUAUUGCUGGUCACACAGGGCCAGUACCAAAGAAACCCCAGGACCUAGUUCACACUGGUAUCUCUUCAGGCCUUAUUGCUGGAUCUUCUAUUCAAAAUCCUAAGGUUUCCUUAGAGCCUUUGCCAGCCAAACUACUUCAGCAAGGACUACAGAGGUCAAGCCAGAUCCAAGCUGCUUCCUCCUCUUCGCAGACUCAUGUUUCUUCCUCUAAGACCCAAGCAGCUAUUUCCACCUCCUCUCAAAGAAGCAAGGAUGCUAAUAUCUUGGUAUCAUCUUCUGAGGCUCAAGGUGGUUCUUCCUCAACAUCACAAGUGACAAAGGUGCACCAGCAUUCAGCUGUACAGCAGAAAUAUGUAUCUCCUUUACAAGCAACUAUUAGUAAAUCACAGACCAAUCCAGUGGUGAAAUUGAGUAGUAAUCCCAAACUGUCUUGCUCAUCACCAGUCAUCAAGGCUCAAGAUAAGUCUGUAGUAUAUCGCCUGCCUUUGUCUAAUCCCUCAUCUGGAAGUGGCUCUCAAGUGUCUCACCCACUGGUUUCUCGGACAACAUCCAGCACCUCUACCUCUAGUAACUAUUUAGCCAAGGCUAUGGUGUCACAAGUUUCUUCCCAGGGUUUCAAGCCUCCCUUCUCCAUGGCUGCCUCUCCCAAACCUGCUGCCUCUCCCAAGCCCACUGCAUCUAAGCCCUCUGUGACACCCAAGCCCAAUGCAUCACCUAAAUUUUCAUCCAAGUCCACCUCAUCCCCCAGGCCUGCAACAACACCCAGUUCUUCCAGUUCAAGUGCACUAGUUUCCCAGAGUAGUCACUCCAGCAACAACCCCCUUCAUAAACAGACCAGUGGUGUAAAUAUCAGCAGGCAGUCUCCCACAAUGAAUUUGCUGCCCUCUAAUCGCACCUCAGGCCUUCAGCCUGCAAAGAACCCUCAGGCUUCUUCAAAAUUGCCCAACUCUUCUCCUUCUGGAACUGUUGGUAAAAAUAAUUUGGGUGGAGUUGGAAUGAAUGUACCUGCCAGCAGAGGCAGUAACCUUAACUCAAGUGGAGCUAGUAGGACUAGUCUGUCUGGGGGAGCAGGAAGUGGAACACAGGGUGCUACUAAACAAUUAUCAACUCCACACAGACCAUCUUCUGCCUCAGGGUCUCCAGUUGUAGCAGCCAGUGUGCAGUCAACAGCAGGAGCAUCAUUACUGGCUAACGCCUCACCUCUGACUCUCAUGGCAUCACCCCUGUCUGUAACCAGUCAGAACGUGACGUCUGCACCAUUAACUCCUUUUGGGAUGCUGGGUGGCCUUGUUCCUGUGACCGUGCCCUUCCAGUUUCCCUUGGAGCUGCUUGGCUUUGGGACGGACACAGCUGGAGUGACAACCACCUCGGGAUCUACCUCAGCGGCUUUCCACCACAGCCUAACUCAGAACUUACUGAAGGGUUUACAGCCAGGUGCUCAGCAUGCAGCAACACUGUCUCACUCACCUCUGCCUGCUCACUUGCAGCAAGCUUACACAGAUGGAGGCCAAAGUAAAGGGGACACUAAGUUACAGCGGAAAAACCAGUGACUUCUGGACAAGCAAGGGAGCUGAAGCAGUUCUGGUUGGCUGACAGAAUCUGCCCAGUUGGGAAAGUGCUUAUUGUCACAGGGCUGCUGUUUCUGUCGAUGUUUACAUAUUCUGAUCCCAAGCACUGUGGUGAGAGGAAGAAGAAAAAGAAAACAAUACUUGAUCAAAGAGAGAAGGAAAAGGAGGACUGGUCCUCCUGGUCAUGCAGACUGGUCACAGUUUGAUCUUGCCUAAAGAAAUAAGCUUUUUUAUCUGCUCUGAUUGGCUUUUAAAAGAAAUUGAUCGUCAAACCCACAGCAGCACAAACAUUUUUUUUUCUGGGUGAUGUCCAAUGAAGAGCUGAAAGCGUGAGAAGAGUUAGAACAGGUUUCUCCAUCCAUUGUGUAAGGUGGAAUCAUCCACUUCAUUAGUGCCCAAAGUGCCCGGUGUAAGAUUAUGUGUAGGUCCAGAGUGUACUCUAUGGUUGUGGACCAAAGGUUAUGUAGAGGUGGUGCUGGGAUACUUUGCAUUAUAAUUAAACCCUUACACAAAUGCAGUUUCUGAUAUGGGCAUUUUUCUAGCUUUCAAGGCUGUUUGGCUUUAGGGAGUCUACAGAUGUAUGCAGUUUUUCAUUAGAGAGUUGUCUUCAAAAACAGAUCUCCUGGUACAUUGAGAUGUGAGACACAGACUACUGG